UUCUUUAUGGUUCUCAGUAUGAAGUUAGACUUAGAUAUAUUGUAUCAGUGAUGUUAGUUGUUCUAGUAUUACUCACUUCGUUUGCAGCAACUAGUGCUAAUUUCUAUGACAAUAAUGUAACAGAUCUGAGCAAAUGCAAAAUCCACUAUUCACGAUCAGGAAGCGUAUACAAGGAUUUCUACAAAAUAUCCGAGUCUUCGGGAGAAAAUGACACCUUGCGGCUCGAUUUUCAUUUUUCUGUCUUAGCUCCAAGUGAUGCACAUAUUCUUCUCGCCCCAUCAGAAAAGGUAGAGAAAAGAGAUCCAGUCUACGAAAUAGUAAUUGGGGCGGGAGGAAAUACCUUCUGUGACAUCCGGAGAAAGCAGAAGUCCGAUGUGAGGGCUUCGAUGAGAAUAAAAGGCUUGCUUUCUGCUUUGGAUCCGCAAUCAUUUUGGCUACAUAUCACAAAAGAUGGAGAUAUUGCUGUGGGAAAAGAAGGAGAGCAGUUACCAUUCAUCUCUUGGGUAGAUCCAGAUCCCCUUCCACUUGAAGUUAUCAGUUUCAGUACUUGGUCUGGUAUUGAAGCAAAGUGGUACUUUGAUUGCGAGAGGAACAAUGAAACACAGCUCAUGAAGUGA
Molecule: messenger RNA, 617 nt
Organism: Leptinotarsa decemlineata (Colorado potato beetle)
Lineage: Eukaryota; Metazoa; Arthropoda; Insecta; Coleoptera; Chrysomelidae
Product: neuronal acetylcholine receptor subunit alpha-5
Biological process (GO): monoatomic ion transport
Cellular component (GO): membrane
Molecular function (GO): extracellular ligand-gated monoatomic ion channel activity
Source: RefSeq, a predicted model, not a curated record